GUGCGCGUGCCUAAGGGUGAGAGCGGGUCGCCCGCGUGAGAGGGAAGGGUGGCGUUUCCCGGGAAGGUGGCCACCGCAGCAGUUGCGUCACCUGGGGCAGCUGUACUGAGUAGUGACGUACGUACGUACGCACGCAGGUGCCAGCUGGAAAAUGGAUGACGACGAUUUUGGAGGCUUUGAGGCAGCAGUGACCUUUGAAGGUGAAGAUGGUGAAACACAAACUAUUUCUCCUGCUAUUCCUUGGGCAGCAUUUCCUGCAGUGUCUGAAGUCCAUGUGUCUCAAACUAUUUCUUCAGAUGUUCUACUGGAGUAUUCUCUGCCUUCUGCUUGCUUUGUCCCUUCUGAUUCAUUCAUCUUAUCAGGUGAAGAUGAACUGACAGCUGUUCAAACAUCCAGCAGUAUUUUAAACCCAGCUGUUCUUAAAGAACAGGUUCAGUUAUCAGCCAGUUCUUCCUUGGAUAUCUCAAUUCCUUCUUUGAGUUUAACAGAAGGAAAACCUUCAGAAAAAUUAACCAUCUCUGUGGGUGACUCUGAGAAGCAGGGGAUAAAUGGAUCAAAGAAGUAUCUUCAACCAACAGUUGCAAGUCUAGAGAUUAAACUCAAAGAUGCUGAAGAAGAAAGAUAUAGAAUUAAAAAGGAGUUAGAAGAUUUGAUGGAAAAGCAUAGUAUCCUACAAGCAGAUUUCUUGAAAGAAAAGGAAGGUGAAUUCAUCUCACACCACGAUCGCUACAAAAAGCUGCAGGAGAAACACAAGCUUGAGUUAGAAGACAUGAGGAAAGCUGGACAUCAAGCCCUAACUAUUAUUGUAGAAGAAUUUAAGGCACUACUGCAGUCUACAGUUCAGAAGCAAGAAGAAGCCAUUGAAAAACAGUACGUAGCUGCAAUUGAAAAACACUCAUACAAGUGUGAGGAACUGCUGAAUGCUCAGCAUCAGAGACUUCUUGAUAUGCUGGAUACAGAGAAAGAAGUGUUAGCACAAAAAGUAGAAGAAGCUUUGAUGCAACAAUCACAGAAACAUAAGGAAGCACUGGAAAAAUGUUUGGAGGAACAACAGAAUAGAAGUAAAGAGGCUUUGGCUGCUGCUGCUAAGAUUGAAAAAGAAGUAAUGCAAGAGGCCAUUUUAAAAGCAGUUGAAGAGGAAAGGAGAAACAUGGAGAAAAUUCAUGCAGAAGAAAGAGAAAUAUGGCAGGCCGAAUGUUCCAAAGACAAAGAAAAGAUUGCUCAGGCUGUUCAGGAGGCUGUGCAAGAGCAAAGAAAAACCAGUCAAGAAGUUGUUAAGGCAGCAAUAAUGGAAGAACAAAAACGAAGUGAAAAGGCUGUGGAAGAAGCUGUGAAAAAAACAAGAGAGGAACUGAUGGAAUAUAUCAAAGAACAGAAGAGGCUCGAUCAAGUUGUCCGCCAACGUAGCCUGUGUAGUUUGGAACUCUUCCUCUCAUGUGCACAGAAGCAAUUAAACACUUUAAUAAAGGAAGAACCAGUCACUUCAGAGCAAAAGAGAGAAACUGAAAAUCUAAACAGCAAUGAAAAUGUGUGAUUCGUGAUGCUACAAAUCUGUAUGCUGCAAAUUACAAAAUCUCUCUUCUUUUUGAAACAUGGAGUUCUAUCAUUUGUCACGACUGAUCUGAAACAAUGUUUAGUAGAAACUAUCUGCAGAUGACUUCAUUUGAUUUUUUUUAAUUAUUAUUACGUGUUUACAAUAUUAGAAAUAAGAAAAUCAUUGGAAGAAAUUCUCAAUAUUAAACUGUGCACAUGUUGUCAUCUUUAAAGCCUAUUAUUGAUAUCUUAGGCAAAUGCAGUGGUGAUAGUAAUACUGCCUUGUCAUGGCUGUUUACAAGAGAUGUCAGCAUGUGUCCAUAUUUUUGACACAGGAAAAGGCUAUGAUUUGGCCCCUGAUUCAGUAAGGCACUUAAGUGCAUAUGAAAGUCUAUCCAUAUCCCCCAGUACAUGAUCAAUGCAUUGCUGCACCGGGGGCCUUAGACUCUUAUCACAUGUUUCUUAUUUAUCACCACUGUCAAUAGUGAGUCAUGAGAAUGCUGCUGAACAUUUUAAAAAAAUUGUUUCUGAAGAUCAGUCUCCAGCAACGGAAGAGGAAUGUUGAAAAAUAAAAACAAACACUGCAUCUUUUUACACUGAGACAAAAAAGUCUAGAAGUCACUUGUAUUGUAAAAACUAAUCUGUGGUGUAUAUUUCUCAUUUCUGUUCUUGAAAGAUACUGUGAUUCUAAAAAUCACUUUUUCUCAUUAAAGUGGAACUUCUGUAAUUGACUUCAAUUAUAGGAAAUGAUACAUUUAAAAAUUUAGGGUCCAGUGCUGCACUUCUUACUCAGUCAGAAUUCCCACUGACCCCAGUGGAAGCCCUACCUGAGUAAGGAAUGCAAGAUGGUGCCCUUAAAGUGCCUGAUUCAAAGCCUAUUUGAAGUCAAUGAAAAUUUGCCCAUAGACUUCAGUGUGCUUUAGAUCAGGCCUUUAGGCUCUGACCCUGCAGUGCAGAGCAUGACGGUGGACUGCUGUGCCUGUGCACUAUUGAUUGUAGAAUUGGGGCCUUAGUUUGUAAGAUUUCAGAAUCAAGUAACGAAAAAUGAGAAUGUUGCUCAUAAUUAUGAAUGUAAAUAAAUGAUGAGUGGUAUCUUACAUAACAAGUUAGUGCCUCGGUGGGGAAUCAUAGACAUUUAUUCAGUGCAAUUUUAAUUGUAAGUAGACUUAUUUUGCCAUUGAAAUUAAUGAAUUUGAUUUUACUAUAACUAGAUCUGAGCGUGAACUGAAAAAUCCAAAAAUAAUUUCAUUUCAAGUUCACCUGAAGUGGAAAAAUUUUGUUUGUUGAAACAAAUAAAAAGGUGAAAAAUCAAUAGCUUCAGAUUGAACAAAACAUUUUGUUUGGUCCCAAAUGAUUUUUUUUUUUCAUUUUGCUUAGUUUUUGGGGUGUUUUUAAACAUAUUUUUGUUUUUAAAUAAAUCUAGCUACAUUUUAUUUUAUCUCUGUACUUGGCACUGGUGUAACUGCUGCUGGAAUAUUGUGUCCAGUUGUGGUGCCCAUGAUUCAAGAAGGAUGUUGAUAAAUUGGAGAGGAUUCAUAGAAGAGCCACAAGAAUGAUUAAAGGAUUAGAAAACAUGCCUUUGAACUCCAUGAGUCUAUCACUAUAUCUGUUUAGCUUAACAAAAAGAAAGUUAAGGGGUGACUUGAUUACAGUUUAUAAGUACCUUAUGGGGAACAAAUAUUUAAUAAUGGGCUUUUCUGUCUAGCAGAGCAAGGUGUAACUCGAUCCAAUGACUAGAAGUUGAAGCUAGACAAAUUCAGACUGUAAAUAAGGUGUACAUUUUGAACAGUGAGAGUAAUUAACUGUUGGAACUACUUACCAAGGGUCAUUGUGGAUUCUCGAUCACUGAAAAUUUCAAAAUCAGCAUUGGAUGUUUUUCUAAAAGAUCUGCUCAAGGAAUUAUUUGGGGGAAGUUCUAUGCCCUGUAUUAUACAGGAGGUCGGACAAGAUUAUCAUAAUGGUACUUUCUGGCCUUGUAAUUUAUGAAUUUCAAGCCAAAGCCUCAUUCUGAAAUGAAGUGGAAAUGUUUUGUUCUGAAAAUGUUGAAUCAAAACAUUUUGAGUUUAAAAUAAAAAAGUUUUAUUUUUCAGCCAAAACUAUUUGCUGAAUUAACAAGUCACUUUGGUCGACCUGAAAUUGCAUUUUUUGAUGAAGAAACUAUUCAUCCAAAAACUUUCAUGCAGUUCUAACUGAAAAUGCUUCCUUUUUCAUAUAUAAUUGGCUUUCUUACUGCAAUAAAUAAAACCUUAAAUGGUGACGCAUAAAAAAUACAAAUGUGGUGAGGGAAGUUUUUCCUGACAUAUUUGACACAUUUUUAUUUAAUUUUUCUGUGUUUUAUUUUGUAUUUAAACCCAAAAUUAUUCAUUUCCUUUACAGACAUGAAUGUCCCUUAAGAAAUAUACAUUGCUGAUUUUAUUGGUUGAUGUUCUCUGCCUUCCAGCUGACGAAAAUCCAGUGUCCAUGCUAAUUCCUUGAGAUUUGUCUGUCCCUUUUGGUACUGAGUUACAGAUCCUAGCGGGUCAAAAUAAUGCUGGUUAGCUAGUGGAAAUAGUCAAAAGGAAUGGUGUAGAUGAAACUGGCUCAUUCAGUUUUGACUGUCUGCCCACUUUUGUUAUUCAGGUCGCAAUACGGGGGUGUUUUCUGAGCCAUCAGAAGGAUUCAAUAGUAUCAGUGGUUGGAGCACAUUUUACCACCUGUGCCAAGUCAACAGUCUUCUUAGCGUAUUCACAACGUGUCUUGCGACCAGGAGUCAUCACCCAGUUUGGUCCGCUGGUUAGAUUAUUCGCUUGCCCAGGCCAGGCUGGUACUGAUGGGGAACGCGACAUGAACGCUGAUCCCUGCCCCCCAGGUCAACAGUUUACAAUCUUCAUCUUUGCAUAUGGCUCCCCGGACAUAGUAAUUCAUGUAUUUGUUAGCUCCAACUUCGAUCCCAUGGGGCUACAACUUAAUCGUUUGGAAAGUACAGUUAUACAAAGUACAGCUGCUUACUUUUUUAGUGUCAUUUCUCACAGACAGCACAUUUCACCUGUCCUCAUGAUCUGCAUAGGCUCUUUCCAGGUGCACUUAACAUAUUAGUUUUACCCUACAGAGUUGUAAAUGGAUUAUUAUUUAUUUGUACGGUAGAUGUUACAAUGGCUCCAAUCAGGAUCAGAGGCCCAUUGCUUUAGAAACAUGGUCCCAGUCCCAAAGAGUUUACAUUCUAAUUAGAAGCAAGAUGCAAAAAGUGAGCAUAACAAACAAUAGGAGGGAAGAAGGGAUGAAGGUAACUGUAAGAACAUCAUAUGGUUACAUAGACUGGUGAUGUGCACAAAUUACAUUAAUUCCUGACUUUACCCAAAGUAACAAAACGUUAGUGGCAUGGAGUCUUGUAGGUACAGCAGGUAUUGCAGCAGAGGUGGGUCUUAAUGAGGGAUUUGAAAGGGUAGUGACCUUACUAAUUAGUUCCAGGAGGGCACUUUUUCCAUGCAGAAGGAGGCAGAAUGGAAGAAAGCGAUGAAGUGUUUGUUGGAGAAGUUUACAAUGCAGAGAUUUCACUGGCAACCACUAUAUGCUCUUUACAUCAGUUGUAACCAUCAUCUGCUAUUUAAUCUCAACACUUGAAUAUUGUGAUUAUCUCAGACAGCUGCAGGUACUUUUACCUUUGACAGAUUUAGUCCUUUUAAUCUCCCUCUCCAGUCUCCAAGCAAAACUGCUGAAUUAAUGUCUGCUGCUGAAAGUGGUGACAAAUACAAAUCAGAAUUAGACCACAGUCAUGUAAAAUCAGAUUGAGGAUUUGGAUUGCAUUCAAAACCCCAACUCUUGGGGGAGAAACCACGUUAUCUUGCAGAAAAAGAGCCACCCAACAUGCAAACUCUGCAGCAUGUAACUAUAGUAAACCCCCGUCUGCUGUAUGUUUUUUUUUAAAUUAUUAUUUUUCAUCACUUCUGCGUAACUGCAGUAGAACAGAGUGGUCUAUAGGGGCAUUUCAUUUUUGUUUUUUUGCCAACUCUAGGCAUGGGAGAUUACAAUCCUUUUUUUGUUCUGACGUACUGAAGAAUAGCAAGUUCUGUGUAAACAUAAAAUAGAUUAAAGGCCUGCUGGGUGGAACUUGGUCUGCCUCUUUGAGAAACUGCUGUCAUCUUGAUACAAUGUACACUUCUAUGGUCAGGCCAAAACUCUUAUAUUUUUAAUAUUGCAGAUGGUUAUGCACAGGAAUUUUGGCAAUCAACCAUUGAAAAACAGGAUGUUAACCUGACUCUUGAGAGUGGCACAGGGAACUAAAAUUUCCAUGUCAGUGAGUUUCCAUCUUUAAACAUUGAUUUGUUUAUCAUUUUUAUUGCUAAUAAUCUGUAAUACUUGUUACACAUUGUAAGUGUUAAGAACGCUCUCAUGUGUAAUGAAAACUGGCUAAACGACCAUAAGCAAAGGGUAAUGUUAAACUGGAGUGUGUCUAGUUGGGUACUGCAGGGGAUCAGUGUUAGGCCAAUUCUUAUUUAACACCUUCAUUAAUGAUCUGAAAAGAGGAAGUAAACAGCACACUAAUGAAAUUGUAGUGCAUUAAUUUAAUUAAUCUUUGCACUAAUUAGUCUUAGAUAUCAUGCUGUGCUACUUAAACUCAGAUAAUUUUCAUAGUCAUUUACAUAAAGUGUAUGUGCAUCCUGCACCCCACCCAGGAUCCCAAUACAAAUUUCUCGAUCAGCUACUGGAUCUUACAUAUAGAACCCUCUAGCGAAAGGUCACGUCCAGACAAGAUUAUAUUUUCCACAGGCAUUCUGUCUGCUAUCUCCCAGUACAGUAACAAUGAGAAAAAGUUUGAAUAUAGUUCUGCUCUGGGAGUUUAGCGUGGCAUUUAGAUUUCAUCACUGUUUUUUGAAGCAAUUCCAAACAGAGAGAACAUGUUGGUUACUUUCAGAGGAUGAAGAUAAUGUUAAUUGUUUUGAGACUUUGAUGUCCUGAUUCUCACGUACUUUACUGCUCCUUUGUACCACCCUAAGCUCCCCCUGGUGUUCAGUUUGACCUGCUAACAUGAAAACUGUCAACCACUUUGUCCACACAAGCUAACACAUGCUGAAAAAUACACCUCUUUUACUAGGGUAGAUGCACCAUGAGACUAUAAAGUGUCCUUAAAGUGGGCGCAAGAAAAACUUACUCCCACUUUACGGCCACUUUAUGCUGCUAGAGCAGUGUCAAGUGGCUUUAGUGUAAAUGAAAAGUAGGCCUUUAAAGUCUUUAAGAAGGAAGAGGACAGCAUGGCAGUAAUGAAAAUUGAUCAGAAAAUUAUAAUGACUUCAGCAUUCUUUUUUUCAUCAGGAAUUCAGUAUGGUUUAUAGAAUAUUACACAGUCUGGGAGGCAUUUUUCCCAGUGUAUAAUUAUAGCCUUUAGUAUUCAGUGCACUUAUAGGAAUAGGUUUAAUAAUGUUUCCUCUCCUUUGAUUAGGACAGGAGUAUUGGUCUAAGGCUCCAAGAAAGAGGGGCCUGUACAGUAAUAAAGCUAGAGCACAGAUGACACGAAAAUUGCCAGCACUAUUGAACAUAGAUUUUAAGCCAUAAUCAGACACGGUAUAACUUCAUUCAAGUCAAUGGAGUUGCACCCACAUACACCAAAUCUGAGUUUGCCCUUAGAGUGUGUAUACUUCAUUAGCUAAAGGAAGGGGAUGUGUAGACUUUUUGUUGUAGACAUUACCUAACCAGUUCAUUUGUCAUGAUGAUGCAGUAUCUAAAAAUAAAUAAAUAAAAUGCCCUCACCGUCUCACUAAUAUGUGGCGCUAAAGGUCAGUCUUGUUUCAUACCAUUUGCCACAUAUACAGAUGAUAUGUGUUUAUGAUUACUACAUGUCUAUGGGAAGAAUCACUAGCAGGACUUUAUAAAAGCGUACAGUAGCUUCCUGGGAGCACUGACGCUCAGCUGAAGGUGCUAGUGACAUUGUGGUAUUUGGCACCCAAAAUAGAGAUGAUUCAUUUUUUCUUUUGAUCUUGUCUGUUCCAGGGUGGGUAUUUUAAACUUGCUGCAUAAUUUUUCAGAAGAAUCAUUUCCUGUGAUAGAUAUGGUAUCUGUAUUUUUUAAUGUCUUACGUAAUGCCUGUAAAAUUAUAGCUAUUUUAAUAUGCGUCAGAGAUUCAUAUUCGUUUACAUAGUCUAUAAUUUUUCACAUUUCUGACUAACUUAUAAAACCAGCAUCUUUUAGAUUCUUUCCAUUGUCCUUCGUGAUUAAAUCUGAUACACAAAGGAAGCAUGAAUGAAUAAACACUUGUGCUAUUCCA
Molecule: messenger RNA, 7771 nt
Organism: Caretta caretta (loggerhead turtle)
Lineage: Eukaryota; Metazoa; Chordata; Testudines; Cheloniidae
Gene: CCDC91
Product: coiled-coil domain containing 91
Biological process (GO): Golgi to lysosome transport
Cellular component (GO): trans-Golgi network
Source: RefSeq, a predicted model, not a curated record